GGAAGUUAGCAAGGAUGCAACAGCAACAUGAGCAGAGACACGACAUCACUGCCGAUUGUUGUUAUCAGCAAUGGGCUACACAUCAUCAGGGUCAUCAUAGUCAGUCCAUCACUAAUGUGCCAUCACCUAUGCAACAAAUGGAAGCGUGUUUGCAAUCAGCUGGAAGAGUGAAACGAUCCCGUAGCCCUCCGAACUUACCGAAAAAUGUGUUGACUUCGCGGGUUGCAAAUUCAGUCUCUUCUACGGUUACCAUCGAAUCUCGUAAUGACAGCAAUAACAACAAUCAUCAUCACGGAGAUCAUCAUCCCAGCGAAAAUGGCGCUAAUUCGGCGGAAGAAGUCAGUUCGAAAAGGCCACUUCAUCCUGCUUUGGUCGGUGCUGGAGCUGCUCUCGAGGCGAAACCACUUUGGGAAGAAUUCCAUCAAUUAGGAACCGAAAUGAUUGUUACCAAAGCUGGAAGAAGGAUGUUCCCUACCUUUCAGGAAAUUUUAAUUUUGCAGUGUCGGUUUUUCGGUUUGGACCCAAACACCGAUUACCUAUUAGUGAUGGACUUCGUUCCCUGCGAUGACAAGAGGUACAGAUAUGCUUUCCACAGCAGUGCAUGGGUAGUUGCUGGUCGUGCGGAUCCGGUCUCACCCCCGAGGAUCCAUGUUCACCCUGAUAGUCCUGCCAGUGGUGCACACUGGAUGAAGCAACCGGUUUCAUUUGACAAGUUGAAACUCACCAACAAUCAACUGGAUGACAACGGACAUAUAAUCUUAAACUCGAUGCACAGAUAUCAACCACGUUGUCACGUGGUAGUGGCACCCUCACCACCCGGUUCGGCUCCAGAUCCUCGCACAGAAAACUUCAAAACGUUCACUUUCUCCGAGACUCGAUUCACCGCGGUAACAGCCUACCAGAAUCAUCGUAUAACUCAGUUGAAGAUCGCUAGCAAUCCAUUUGCCAAAGGUUUCCGUGACUGUGAAUCCGACGACUGCGAUUCAGUUGCAGUUUCCAGCAUGCAAAACCCUGCGAAAAGACCAGCAACCGCGAGUACUAGCGUACUGUCAUCCAGUUACGUGAACGCUAUACCUGCUGUACAAAUUCCAAGCAUAUCGAGUCAAGAGCAUCAUCAGUUCUACGGCCCAACAGCGACGGGACCAUGGGCUUAUCCUGCACAUCAUGGACAAUCAACUGCGCACAUAAAUUCGGUUCAUUAUCCUGCGCAUCCUCAUCAUCCUCAUCCAGGAGCGUCUUUGUAUGGACCACGAUAAUUCAGGAUGUGUUUCUUUAUUUCCUGCAAAAAUGUUGGUGAACGCUUCAGUGAAGUUUCUUUUUUAUGUGGGAAAUUGUGAUCGUGAUAAGAUAGAUACAUACUUGUAUGAUAGCAAAAUGUAUCUGAUCCGUAAAAAGAGACUUUUCAAAGAUUUAUAAAAGGUAUCGAAAUAAUCGGUGAUUGAGGGGAUCGGUAGGAUUUAUGACUUAAUGCCUUGUCAGCGGAUUUUAAUGUAAUUAAAACAUGUACCGAAGAGUAAGUAUUAUACGAUUAACGAGUCAAACAAGUCGUGCCUUAUCAAAGACUAAAUCAUAGAGAAUAUUUUCGAAAGUUAUACCAAAGAUGUCAAUAAUCUUAAGUAUUUAGUAUAGAAUCAACUAAAUUAUAUUCGUAUCUAACGCGUUGUUGUAAGUAGAAUUUUAAGAGCGGUUUAUUAAAAAGAAAUAAUAUUUUUGUCGUGUUUCCUUUAGCAGAAGAUCCUCGAAUAAAUUGUUGUAGCCAUUAUCUACAUUAUUUAUUAUUAAAAACAUAUAUCUUUGAUAAAUAACUUUUAAAAUGUUAAAGUACUUAUGACAUUCGUUAAACGUGCCUUAAUGCUUGACAAUUUAUUGGAGAAUCUCGACGAAGGAUAAAAGAGUUGAAAUGUGUCACCGUUGUACACGAUGAUCGAAUCGUGUGAUACAAAUCGGUUGAUGUCGUAGAUCGUGGUUGAACGGUCGAAAAAGAAAGUGCCUUUUGUAGGAGCAAAGUGCAUCUAUUUAUACAGGGUGUCUGAAAUGCCAAACGAGCCUAAAACGUUCUCGAGCCAAGACAGGAAAAGUAAACGCACCGUGACAACCCAUGAGAGAGCUUGGCUACUAAGUGCCUUAAUAAAUUAUUCCCCAAGUAUCGUGUGCCAUUGUGUUUCGAAACUUUCCUCCCUAUUCAAACUUACGCUUAUCCCUGGAGAACCUACUAGUAUUAAGCAACUCAAGAGCGCUUCUAAUUACACAACUGUUGCUGUACAUGUUCAAAGGAAAAUAGAAUGAAGGAGAACUUUGUGAAAUAAACGUGAACCUGAUGUCAA
This is a messenger RNA of Megachile rotundata (alfalfa leafcutting bee), 2324 nucleotides long. Its product is annotated as T-box transcription factor TBX10. Lineage: Eukaryota; Metazoa; Arthropoda; Insecta; Hymenoptera; Megachilidae. Gene Ontology annotation, molecular function: RNA polymerase II cis-regulatory region sequence-specific DNA binding; DNA-binding transcription factor activity, RNA polymerase II-specific. The record is from RefSeq and is a predicted model, not a curated record. Gene Ontology annotation, biological process: regulation of transcription by RNA polymerase II; positive regulation of DNA-templated transcription; cell fate specification. Gene Ontology annotation, cellular component: nucleus; chromatin.